AGUAAGAUACAAUCCUGGAAAAAUAAAAGUUAUAUAAAAGUUACAAACAGAAUGCCAGAGAGAAAGUGUCGUGUCCCUCCCUACCUUGGCUAUACUCUUAACACAGUUGUGCCGAUAUAACCUUGAAUCGAUAUCCCGUUGGAUUUAAUCCGAUAACUUCGUUCGGCGUUCUCAUACUCCACUUCUGAUAUGCCGGAAUUAAUUAACAUAGGAAGUGCAAUAAAACCUCACAGUAUUACUCCGCUGAAACUUUCAGACCCUGGAAAAGAAAAGAAGAUCAAAGAAGUCCUUUCGUGCUUCGAGCUGAGCAGAGAUAAGAUAGUUUCAUUAGCCGACUUAUUCAGUGACUUACUUGUUAAAGGUCUACGCUAUGAUGGAACAUCGCCUUUCAACAUGCAGAAUACAUUUAUAUACCAAGGCCUUGAAGGAAAUGAAAGUGGUUCAUUUCUUGCCUUGGAUCUUGGUGGAACUAACUAUAGAGUUAUCCUCGUCGAGCUGAAGAAUGGUAACAUAGUACGAGAAGAGGUCAGCCAUUACGAUGUCCCAGAACACUUGAGGGUUGGUUCAGGAGCAGAACUUUUCGAUUUUUUUGCCAAAAGCCUCGCGGAUUUCACUGAAAAACAUGGAAUUUCCAAUAAAAAAUUACCUUUAGGUUUUACAUUCUCUUUCCCAACUGAUCAAUAUGCUCUCGAUUCAGCGUAUCUACAGAAAUGGGCUGGCAAAUAUAAUGUGUCCGGUGUAGUCGGCCAAGAUGUGGUGAAAUUGUUAAAUGAAGCAAUCUCUAAAAUACCAGGUCUAGAUGUUUCUGUUGUCGCUGUGGUAAAUGACACAACAGGUGCAUUAGUUAGAGGAAGUCUGAUAGACAGCGAAACCGCAAUUGGCUUAAUAUUGGGCACCGGCAGUAAUGCUUGCUAUUUCGAAAAAACAGAAAAUAUGCCUAAUUGGAAAGGGAAACAUAAAGAGGUAAUGUUGAAUAUAGAAUGGGGAACAUUUUCUGAUGACGGACGUGCUGACAUUAUCAAAACAAAGUAUGAUGAUUUAAUUGAUAAACAAUCUCUUCAUCCCAAUCUUUUUACGUUUGAGAAAUUUGUAGGUGGUGAGUUUUUUGGAAAGCUUGUAUGGGCUAUUCUUGUGGAUUUGAUUGAACAAAGUCUGAUUUUUGAGGGUCGCCUCAGUGAAACUCUAGAAAAUAGCGAUAACUUCAAGAGUGAAUACAUAUCAGACAUUGAAGAGGAUAAUCUCAAGGAUUCGACUAAAAAUACAAGACGAAUAAUAGUAGAUGAAUUAGGAAUAGAUUGGUGCUCAGAUGAUGACAUUACCACAUUAAAAUAUAUUUGCGAAGUAUUAUCUAUCAGGAUGGGACUGCUGACAUCAAUAGGUCUAUCUGAAAUUAUUAAAAGGAUGGACCGAGAGCGUAUAACAGUGGCAUGCGAUGGAUCUUUACACAAAUAUCACCCUCGUUUAAGUAACUAUAUCAUAGACUUUACAUCUGCUCUUAUCGAUUAUAAGACUGAAAUUAAAUUGAUUCCUGCAUAUGACGGAAGUGGUGUGGGUGCUGCUUUGAUCGCUGCAAUUGCUUGCAAACAAAAAUGAAAGCUUAUAUAUUCAACUCGCUUUUUACAGAAAUUAGAUAUUCUAAAUAUGAAUCUCAUUGUUGUAACUUUUCAAUCUUGCCAAUUGAAUGUAAACUAUAAAAGACAAAUAUAUUUAUAUUUUAUAUAA
Nezara viridula (southern green stink bug) is the source of this 1722-nucleotide messenger RNA. The record is from the annotation of a GenBank genome assembly. Lineage: Eukaryota; Metazoa; Arthropoda; Insecta; Hemiptera; Pentatomidae.